Messenger RNA from Melanotaenia boesemani (Boeseman's rainbowfish), 4013 nucleotides. Its product is annotated as trypsin I-P1-like. Bases 87 to 1055 code for a protein of 322 amino acids. Gene Ontology annotation, molecular function: serine-type endopeptidase activity. The record is from RefSeq and is a predicted model, not a curated record. Gene Ontology annotation, biological process: proteolysis. The transcript has 6 exons. NCBI's taxonomy places the organism in Eukaryota, Metazoa, Chordata, Actinopteri, Atheriniformes, Melanotaeniidae.
UUAGUGCAUGCUCACACUCAUACCAACAAACAGCAGCUGGACUACUUCACAAACUUCUGACACACACACAAAAAAAACCCCACAUCAUGAGGUUUAAACUCCUGGCUUACGGAGUCCUGCUGGUGGCUUUGACGGCUACAGGAAGUGAUGCACAGCUGGAUGUUUGUGGAACUGCUCCUCUCAACACACACAUCAGUACGAAGAUUGUGGGGGGUACGAACGCCGUGGCGGGGGCGUGGCCAUGGCAGGUCAGUCUGCAAGACAGUGGCUCCCAUUUCUGUGGAGGUUCCCUGAUCAACAACCAGUGGGUCCUGACUGCUGCUCACUGCUUUACCAGCAGCACCCCUGCAAUUCUGCGUGUCUACCUUGGAGCUGACAGCCUGCAAGGCACAAAUCCUAAUGCAGUGUCCCGGUCAGUGUCCCAGAUCAUCGUUCACCCAAACUACAAUUCAGACACCAACGACAACGACGUCACCCUGCUGAAACUUUCCACAGCUGUGACUUUCACCAACUACAUCAGACCUGUGUGUCUGGCAGCAGAGGGCAGCAUCUUCGAAGGGGGACAGGCCAGCUGGGUCACUGGAUGGGGGGCCAUCAGUUCUGGUGUUUUGCUUCCUAGCCCUAAAACGCUCCAGGAGGUGGAGAUUCCCAUUGUGACCAACACUCAGUGCAACGCUGCUUAUAAGUCAAUCACAAGCAACAUGAUAUGUUCUGGUUUGACUCAGGGAGGAAAGGACUCCUGUCAGGGAGACUCCGGCGGCCCAAUGGUGAGUUUAAAUGACACCAGGUGGGUUCAGUCUGGAGUGGUGAGCUUUGGGAAAGGCUGUGCUGAGGCAGGCUUUCCAGGAGUCUACGCCCGAGUGUCCCAGUACCAGCCCUGGAUCUACAGCCACAUCAGCAGCAACCAGCCAGGAUCAAUCAAAUUUGGGACUUCUAUCACUUUAGGAAGUGUAACAACUUCAGAGACCACAGGAGGAGGACAGAUCAUCUCUGUCUCAUUCCCUCUGCUGCUGUCCAUCCCACCUGUCCUCUUCUCUCUCUUCGUCCUCUCAUGAUAACUUUAAUGAAGACUGAGUUCACCAGAAAGUAAAAAAAACAAACAAACAAACAAAAAAACAGCUUUGAAUUAAAAUCUGUAAAAAUGGCCAAUAUGUAUUUUUAGAUUAAUUUCUCCCACAAAAAAUUGAAUGAAUAAUUUUUUUGUAGGUGGAAUUUGGUGGUGUAUGGCUUUCUUUGACAGUAAGAUUGACAAAUUGAUAACAGUUAAUGUUCUGUAUAUCAAUUAAUUAAUUAAAUUUCUGUUUCCAGUUCAAAUAAUAAUGAAUCAUAAUUAAAUCAUAUAAUCAGUAGAAAUUUCACUUUCAAGAUUGACUGUCCAUAUACGGAGACCUGUCAGGGACAAAAUAAAAAAAAGAACACAGUUCAAUAAAAAGAUUCACAUUAUGAAAUGCACUAAAAUGAAAGAUGAUUGAUAAUAUAUUAUAUAUAUAUAUACAUUAUAUACAUUAUUUUUUUUACAUAAGAAAAUUCAUAUCAACACAGUUGUUGUAUUUAUCCCCGACAAUAAUAAAAAAUAAAAUUAAAUAAAAGAUAAAAAAUUAUGAUUUAAAACAUAUUUUAAAAUAAUUUAGAUUUGAAAUAAUUUAUUGAUUUUGGGUUUAAGUGUAAAUAAAAACAAUCCGCUUGUUUUUCAUUACUUAUAACAAAAUCUAAAACAAAAACUAAAAUCAGGCUGUUUCUAUAAUUAUGAUUUGAAGUUAAUGUUUUAAAUAAAUUAAACUAGGAAAAGACCCAUAGACAAAACUUAAUUUUUAUAUUUAAUUUGUCGGAUUUCUGUGACCCGGAAGUUGCUGUUUUCUGUUUUGUGUGAUGUCCUAGUGACAAUAUAAAAUUGUAUGGGUUCAGUGGCUCCCAAACAUUUUGGGCCACGACCUCAAGUAAUUUAUAUUGGUGUCCAACAGAUUUUUCGGAUUUCUCCAUCGCGUUCUGGACACAAUCAGCCGUUAUGUAGAUUGUAGAUAAAAUUACUUCUUCUUCUCCUUCUUGUUUUUUUCUUGAUGAUGCAGCAAUUUGGUGCAUUACUACCACCAUCUGGUGGCCCAGAAUGUCAGAUGUCAGACUGACUGGUUAAUUGUAUGAUAUAUCAGAUGGGUCAUCCCGACACCAUCCCAUAAAUAUAAGGCUAGAAAACUCUCAGAACCUUCUUAAAUAAGGAGGAUAAAAUAGCUUUCGGUGGAUUUGGUUUACUGCUGUGACAAUGAACCAAAAUCAGCUUCUCUUGCCGAGAUAAUGCUAAAUUUCCAUUUUUAAUAUGGCAUGAAUAAGAACUUUGUUUAUUCAUUAUAUUAAAAUUCCCAAAUAUAUUAUAUAUAUAUAUAUAUAUAUAUAUAUAUAUAUAUAUAUAUUUUUUUUUUACAAUGAGGGAUCCCUGGUUUGAGAAAGGCAGUAGUAGCUAAAUAGCUGCCCAGCUCCUUCUAAAACAAAUGCCGCUUUUGUGUGGAUGUUGGUACCUCAGGGAGGUGGUGGGAUGCACCAUGACUAACAUCCUGAUGCAACAGCAGCCACUACCCCAAAAUCCAAGUACCAUUGAUAUGCUGACUGCAGUACAUGGAGACCAGCUCAUAGAACAUCAGCUACAGUUAAUUAAUGACUUUGCCUUUAAUAAUUGAUCAUGAUUAUGAUCAUAACAAAACACAGAUAAUUGUUUGAGAAAAAUAAAGUCAACAGUGCAAUUUAGCUAAACAAAAGUAAAACCAACUGCUGGUUGGCUCUCAUUCACAUUCUUUUCCUUUUUGCACCCUCUGCAAGAAAAAUAUGGAUCUCAUCACGCUGCUAUCAAACGGCAGUGACAGUAGUCUUGGUAUUGAUACUGCUGAUAUUUGGAUCGAUUCACCCAGCCCUAGGUGACAGUGCUGAGAAUCUACAGAACCUCCAGGGUCAUGGAAAUUUAACAUAAUAAUAUUAAAAUCCAUUUCUGUCUGUGGAUCAUUUUUCUAGUUUAAUUUCUCCUGAUAUUAACUUUAAAUCAAAAGUACAAAAUAACUCUAUUUUUAGAUUUCUUUUCAGAUUCAUUAAAGAAUAAUGAAUAACAAGCUGAUUGUUUAUAUUUUGAUUUUUAUUUUGAAUCCAAUACUAAAUUAAUGAAUGAUAUACGGACCAUGACUGAAUUUAAUGCUGAUAUAUCACCAUAAUAAUAAAUGUAAACUUUAAUAAGGUAGGAUUAUUCAUGGAACCAGGAAUAAAACCUUUUUAGAAUUUAGAUUUUGUGAAAAAAUUUAGAAUUAGUUGACACAUUAAUGACUAAAAGCUUUUCUUAGAGGUAAUUUUUUAUUGGUGUUGAAUUUAAAAAGAAAAUAAUGAGACAGAACAAUGGAUUUAAAAAAGUAUUUUUUUUAUGUGUGUUUUUAUAAUAGAGUUUUACACAGGAUUAUCAUUUAUAGAAAAAUUAACCAUAACUAUAAAUAUAUUUAUAAAAACGUAGCUGUCUUAUUAUUAGGGCACUGUCGGGACUCCGUACUGAAAUUUGACCUGAAACUGAUCAAACAACAAGUGUUAAUAAAUUAGCUUUUUCUGACAGCCUCAUUUAGCUGAAAAACCUUAAGAAGAGCUGUGUUCUGUACAUCUGAAGUUUCUGUGUUUAAGAAGAGAAAUAUUAACAUUUGCACUGUGUUUUAUAAACUUGUGAACCUGACGAACAUGUGAUGCAGCAUUAUUGACCUUUACUGGAUUUUAUUACCUCUUUAAUCUGUUUUAUAUUACUUAACUUUAACUUUUAAUACUUUUAGUACAUCUGAGUGUCUGUAACUGUGAUUAACUAUUUAAACAUGUAAAGGAAUCAAAUUAUCUUUUAAAUUAUUAUAUUUUUGAUAAAUUCUCUGGAAUAAUAAGAUAAGCAUUUUCACUUGGCUGUGUUUUGUUUGUCUGAUGGUUGAUCAGUAAACAGUGAUGUAGAAUGGGAAGUGUUUUCUGACCUGUUGACAAUAUGAAGUUAAAUAAAGUCUACUUUCAUAACA